GUGCCGCGCAAGACUUUCUCAUGGACGGCUUCGUGUACCAGUUUGGCGAGACGGAGGUUUACCUAAAGACCAACAUCGCCCAGCUGGCGCCAGCGGCAGGCAACGCGACGCGCACGCGGAUUACUACCCACGAGGUUGACACCCCGUUGGUCAACCCGAGCAUGAAGACAGGUUUUAGCAACCAGUUCAGCGGAGCAGCGCCCACCGUGGUUGGGUGCCAGAAGUCCGAGAACAAGCUAGGCAGUACGGCGAACGAGCGCUGGAGACAGGCCCGACGCACAGAUGCCAAGCUCAAUAUUGGCAAUGGCCUCCGCGACGUCACCAAGUCGACCAUGACUGCCAUCUGCCCCGGUUUGAUGAAGUUUCCGGGCGACCAGGGCAUCGCGUUCGCCUGCUCUGACAUCGGCGCCAAGUCCGACAUUCAGGAGAAGGACGAAGAGCGCAUCCAAGUCGUCUGGUUCAACAAGACCAUCUCCGCGCAGGAGGCCCACUCGCUGGCCAAAGGCUACAAUGCCGCGGUCGGGGCCACCAAGGGCGACCGUGUGCAAUUCGACCUACGCAUCCUGAGGGGGCCCCAGGAGGUCUCGGCAGCAGCCGCAGCAGUUCGAGGCUCUGCCGCCGCGCUGGCGCGGCGCAAGUGGCGGAUCGGCAACGUCCCCAUCGGCCAGGCGACCAAGGGCCAGGUCCUCGAGGCGGCCCAGUCCGUCGGCUUGUCCCCUGACGUCGUCUACGUCGGCUACGACGGCAACGAAAAGGUCAACUUCGCCAUCGCGCGCUCCGACGCGGAGCCCGAGAACAUGCGCUGGAAGCUCGGCUCCGCCAAGCCUCGGGUCGGCACGGAGGACGCCCCAGGCGUCGCGGCGGCAGCCGAGGGUGUGAAUCCGACGGUGGCUCCUACAGUGGUGCUGGCCAACGCGCUGGCUAAGCUGUCGGCCGCCUCGCCUCCGGACUGGCGUGCGGGGCCGUCGGGCGAGGCCGCCAAGUCUGCUAAUGCGCACUACGGCGCCAUGGGGGCAGACGAGGAGAAGGACGCGAACGAGGCUUCGCCGCGGCCAGUUCCAGUCCGACUACCCGAUGCGGAACAUCAGCGUCUACGAGCUCUGGAGGCCGGCGUCGACGCGCAGCAGGCCACCGUGGCCAAUUUGCAGAGCGCGCUCGCCAAGCAGGCGAUGGCGACCACGGCGCUCAACGGCAAGGUGGGCGAGAGCAUCUCAUA
Molecule: messenger RNA, 1216 nt
Organism: Prorocentrum cordatum
Lineage: Eukaryota; Dinophyceae; Prorocentrales; Prorocentraceae
Source: the annotation of a GenBank genome assembly